This is a messenger RNA of Helicoverpa armigera (cotton bollworm), 4650 nucleotides long. Its product is annotated as ras-related protein M-Ras. The record is from RefSeq and is a predicted model, not a curated record. Gene Ontology annotation, cellular component: plasma membrane. The transcript has 4 exons. Gene Ontology annotation, molecular function: GTPase activity; oxidoreductase activity, acting on CH-OH group of donors; GTP binding. The coding region runs from base 2513 to 4387 and encodes 624 amino acids. Gene Ontology annotation, biological process: Ras protein signal transduction. NCBI's taxonomy places the organism in Eukaryota, Metazoa, Arthropoda, Insecta, Lepidoptera, Noctuidae.
UAUUGUCCAAAUUAUCCUUUAGCAAUAAAAACACAUAUAAGUAUAGAAGCUUCAGCCUGAAAACCAAAAUUCAGUCUACAUUUACAGUAAAUUAAAUAUCGUUUUAUCUUGGAAUACACGAAAGUGGAAACACUCUCCGAGUAUUUUUAUUAUAUAAAAGGAAAAUAUUCGAGGCAUUGUAUCGAGAUAAUAACGUCAUAACUUUAACAAGGAGUGGUGACAAAAAUGUGUCCAAGUAUUUUAACGAAAAUAAAAGCCGUUUGGGAUUUUUAUGAAUAUACUUUGGUCGCCUCGCUGACGCGCUCGGGGGAUGCUGUGACGUCACUCGCAGUGUUAGUGUUUAUAUAUAGUGCAGAAAUGGCUUGCUCGUGGUUUUAUAGCCUCUACGUCACAAGACAACGUCGGCAAGCUUUCGAUGUGACAGUAUGAGUGAGUCGCGCCUUACUCCCAUCGCCUAGUUAUCCGGUUAUUGGUCCAGUGUACAAGUUCGAUGAGACUUCGCUUUGAUGUCGCACUCGCGCUUUUUAUAGUGUCACCUGCAGCGUGGCAUAGCAUAGCAUAGCAUAGCGCGGCAUAUGCACGACUGCACCGGAAAUUACCAGUGUAUGACGUCAAUUGAAUUUGGUCCAUUUCCCUGACAAUUUCCGCCUACACGCGGUACGUACGGUUCGCUGCGAGAUACAUGAAAAAGUUCCACUCCUCCCAACGCCACCUGAUCUAUACAUGCGGGUUGCUGAACAACCAGCAAACUGCGAACCUUGGGGGAGGCAGCAGUUGACGUCUUUCGGCUGACGCAACGAUACAGUGCGUCAGAAAGGUUCAAUAGGUCCUGAGUAGAUAUGAGCGAGUUGGCAUGUCAGCACGCCCAGCACGAAACUAACGAAAAACUGUUUACAAUGUAAUGGGCGUCUGAAAAUAUUUUCCACUUCUCUAGCGUAUUGUUAAGUAUUGAAGUUUUAUUAAAAUCCGUGGGUGCUAAGAAUUGUUACUCAGAUAACACUCUAGAAACAAUGCAAUAUAAAAAAUAUAUCUGACUUUGUAUUUUGCAGUUAUUUGUGUUUGAGCAUUACUUGUAAUAUUAAUGGGCUGCGCUUCCCACCGCAGCCUCAUAUUCCACGGAACUGACGUGUAGUGCACGCGGCGCAGUCGCUCAAUCAUGCAUGAAAACUAUAUUUAAGCAAUGAAUAACACACGAUGCCAGUAAUCGCGCUGUUCAUAAAAUAGAGGAGUAAUAAAGUUUCCAGCCGUUGGUUUUAGUCAAUUAGGACUCAGUUCCCACGUCAUGUUCAAUGUAACGUUCGAUCGUGAAUAUAUUCAGACUAACAUAUGUUUGCAGAUUGACUAUGAAAAGCUGAAAAUAUGUAUCUGAAAUCCUUAUGAGGCAUGAAUAGAGCGAGCCAGAACGUGCCGCGUCACGCUGACAACAAAUUUGUUUUUUUAAACUUCCUGAUUAUCAUCGAGCAUGUCUUUAGCGAUGUGUGCGUUUCCCCUCGCUCCCUCCCCCCUCCCUCCACCCAGCUGUCACCCCCGCGAUAUUACGACCAUUAAUAACUCGCUGUCAACGGGUUUAUUUUACAAAACAUGAGAGUUGCCACCCCAUCGCCCUGAUUUUGUCGCGAAGAUAUUUUAUGACGUGGCUAAUUCUUAUCAUAAGAAAAUAAUCUAGAUAUCAGUGCAAGUGGGAACAUCGUUUCGUUGAGAUGUUACAGAGUGUAUGAUAUGAGAUAUUACACAAAUCCCAAAAAGGCUGGUCGUAUCAAUAAAUAAUUGAGUUUGUAGUGUGUGCGGGCGAGCGUCGGCGAGCGACGUGGCGUGGCGGUGGCGUGGCAGUGGCGUGGCGACGCGUGGCGGGCGCGUGACGCGGCGCGCCCACAAUAUCUCAUAUUUGCUUUGUCAAAUAAAUCACCGGAACUGCUUAUUGAUCUGAAGUGAGAGUCGCGCCACCCGCCCGGUACAAACAAAUACCCCUUACUCCUAAAUAAACAUGAUUUAUACUAAUGGCAAAGACAGAAACUUGCUCACGACGUCGCGACUAUAAUACCUUUAGUUUAGCUCGAAACAGGUAACAUAGGAGUUAAAAGUCAAACUUCGCAUACAGACGAACGUGUUCGCAUUAAUGAAAUACAUCAUUUGUGUCUGCCGUGAGACGCGUCGUCGCCGAGUUAAUUAAUAUAAGUGAACAACUUCACAACAACAACAGUUUUUGUAAUAUCAUGUCUACUUUGACUUAUUAGUCCUGAUAAACGCUCUGUCAUGAGUUAUAAUGUUUACGAGCUAAAUAAUUACUGUUAACCUGAGUUUAAGUUGACAAUCGUGACUCAUGAAUGGGCGACAUGUAGGAAAUAACGUUUUUAUUCGUAAGUAGUUAAAGGUGCGGCGAGUGCUGAACAUUGACCUGCGACGUGUCUGCAAGUGACAGGCGGUGGCUUUGUGUUGCUGUUGCAGGAUUCAAGAGAAUCUGGGUUUGUGUAAGGGUAACUAAACGAGGCAAAUAUCAAACUCGGGUUGAGAAAUGGUGCUCGUCGGAAAACAAAGCUUUGACGUAGAUAGGGUGCUGCUGGCGCUGCUGGCGACGUGCCUGCGCCUGCACGCGCUCCUGCACCACUCCUACACGCUGCCGCCGGGCGCACUCCUCACAGGGGGUGAGCGGUUCGACUACAUCGUGGUGGGCGCGGGCGCAGCGGGCGCGGCCGCCGCCGCACGCCUGGCCGCCGCCGGGGCCCAAGUGCUGCUGGUGGAGGCUGGCACAGAUCCCAGUUACAUCUCCAAGAUCCCCAGUGCGGCCACGUUCCUGCUGGGCUCGGAGCUCGACUGGCAGUACCAGACGAUCCCCAACAACGUGUCGUGCCUGUCGUCCCGCGGCGGGCAGUGCCGGCUCAGCCGCGGCAAGUGCCUCGGCGGCUCCACCUCCAUCAACUACAUGCUGUACACGCGCGGCAACAGGCAGGACUUCCACGACAUGCCCGUGCCCGGGUGGACCUGGGACGACCUCAAGCCAUACUUCCUAAAGUACGAAGGUUUACAAGACUUGAACCUGCUGCCAUCCUCUUCUAAGCCAUAUCACAACACUUCAGGAACGAUGCGCAUCGGUUUCUUUGAUGAUUCCCAAAACCCGUGGCACUCCAGGCUCAUGCGGUCAUACAUGUCUCUAGGAUUACCAGAAAAUCUUGAUGUAAACGCAGAUUCGCAGAUUGGUGUCAGUCAACUUAUUGGGUACGUUCACGACGGAGAGCGUAUGAGUACGGCGCGAGGAUAUUUAGCAAGAGAAGAUGUCAAAAGAACUCUUAAGAUCGCUAAGAAUGCUCUGUGCACGGGGGUUAUUAUUGAUAGAAGAAAUAUCGCGCGAGGUGUCACUGUUGUUCAAGGUUUGUUGAAGUUAAAAGUAUACGCGCGCAGGGAAGUGAUCCUAAGUGCUGGAGCCAUUGGAACUCCGCAAAUAUUGAUGUUGUCUGGUGUAGGACCUGCCGAACAUUUACACAGUUUAGGUAUUCCAGUAAAAGUGGACUUGCCAGGCGUAGGAGCGAACAUGACGGAUCAUGUGCUGCCGCUCAUUUUGGCUCAGGUUGAUCAAAGUAACCGAAUACACGACGAUGUGAAGAAGCUGGCGACCUGGACUGACCAGCUCGCACAGUUACUUGUCAUGCGGUCAGGUCCUCUCACUUCCAACGGAUUAACGGAUGUGAGUGUGUUCAUCAACUCGCACUGCUAUAACUUUACACGAAGAAAACUGCUGAACGUAAGCUUUGAUGGGAGCGACUGUGAGCUACCAAAUCUUCAAAUAAUUCAUGCGUAUGUAGAAAGGAACUUAUUGCCUGCAGCUAAGCAUGUGUUCCAGCGUAUCACAGGCUUUAAUGACGACGUCGUGGAACAAAUAGUAAAAGCAAAUGAGAACCACGCGCUCAUUGUAAUAUCUCCAGUUGUCUUGAGUCCCCAUUCAGUCGGAUAUGUCAGGCUUGCUAGCUCCGACCCUAGCGUUCAUCCCGCCAUCUUCCCCAACUACUUGAGUGACGAGAGGGACGUGGACGAAAUGAUGUUCUCCAUACGUAUAAUCGAACAGCUCAUGGAGACGCCGCUGUUUAGGAAACGGAAUGCGACUCUGCUUCAUUUGGAGUUGCCAGGAUGUCCUGGUAUUAGCGAGGACAGGUCUAGCUACUGGAGGUGCUACAGCCGCCACGUGACGAGCGCGGUGUUCCACAGCGCGGGCACGUGCGCGCUGGGCGCGGUGGUGGACGCGCGGCUGCGCGUGCGCGGCGUGCGGCGCCUGCGCGCGGCCGACCUGGGCGUGCUGCCGCGCGCGCCCCGCGCCUCUACCGCCGCCGCCGCCAUCGCUCUCGGGGAGAGACUCGCCGACAUGCUGCUCGAAGAUGACACUGCUGCUGGACUAUGACUACUGUUCAGCAUUUAUAGUGGGUUAGGUUUCGUAUAGGAAGACGGCUAAUGUGCGACUGUACCGCAAUACGCACUCGAUGCUGACAGGUUUAUGGUGUCGGCGGCGAUAUAUCACACAUCGCAGGUUAACAAACACACGAACUGUGCUUUCGUCACCAACUUAAUAUUACGUAUUUAUUGUUAUUGAAGUCGGUAUUCGUGUGUUCCGCGAGUAGUAAAGUUGGCAACUCUGUUGAUAUUAAAUCUAUCGCUCGUGAAGAA